CCGGGCGUCAGUUGCCGCUCGCCAGUCGCGAAGGACGCUGUUUCGUCGCAGGACUGCCGUACGCGCCAAAAACAAAUUCCGCCAGUCGCCACCUACAAACACACCUCAGGUCUUGUUGCAAAGCCGUAAAGUUCACCUCUGUAUGCAGCGCAGCAUCAGUUCACAUAUCCGUCAAGUAAAGUAGCGUACCACGUUGCUAAUAGGAAAAAAAACAAAAAAGAGAAAUAUUUGAUCAUUUAAUGGGGGAAUAGAAGAAAUAAGUGCUUGGCAGUGGUCCGCAGUGAGUAGAAGUAUCGGAGAUGUAACUGCACAAUUAUUCCCGCUCCAGAGGUGCUAUUUACCUUGAAAUAAAUCAGUCAGAAUAGUGACUGAAACGCUUUCCAAAUCGCUCUCCUGUAGUGCUUGUUCUGAGUUAAAGUGAUAAUCUUUACAUCGUAUUAUUGCUUUGACGCUUAUAAAAGUUUACACUGCAUUGCGUGUUGAGGAACUAGUGUGAAUAUAAAAUAUCUGUACGAAAUACUAUUGGUCAGGCAAAGAGAGUAAGCAGAGCUGUUCUUAGUCCAUAUUAGAGAGAUUAUUAGUCUUGGACUACCUGCAUUUUUUUUAGAAAUUCGGACGUUACUGGAAAGCUUUUCGAACAGCCCAGCCCAAGUUAAUAUUAGAAGAGGGCUUGUAUUUACGUGCGGUAUCCGUCAGUCCACACUGCGAGGGAAGCGAGAGACAUUUUAUCUCUGCAGAAAAAAUAACCGUGCCGUGAGAGAGCCCCUGUGGUGGGGCCGUGAGUUGUAGCGUGUGGACAGACAGUCGCUGGCGACAAGCUUCGUUUGGAACAGGCAAACAACACUGGACAGGAAAAACAACCCGGGGCCACGCAAGCUAGUAGGUUCUCUGUGUUUAGAUUUCGCUAAAGUGCACCGAGCCGUACAGUGUCCGCCUUGUCUUCAGCACAACUGAAUCUGUAUUAUUACCAGGCCAAAGAGCUCCAGGGACUCAUGCGCACUAGCCUCUAAAGCUUCCUGAACGAGCGAAGCGCACAGGCUGCGCUGGGCUGAACACGAGUAGCACACGUUCUUCCUGUUGACAGACUGUUCCACACGUGUCGUGAGUGUUUGAACAUUCCAGUGUGUGCCGCUUCGGUUUCGUCCGUGUGACUGUCGUCGAGGUCUACCGAGCUCAUCACAUCGUCCGGAAGAAAGCCGAAAUGGGUGCCGAAACGGGUGUCCUGCUACACGUGUCCUGGACGCUGAUCGCAUUGAUCUCGGCUGCCUCGGCGGCCUCAGAUACCAAAGUGGUAACUGGAAACAAAGAAGACUACGUAGCCGAGCCGCCGGCGCUGGUGGAGAACCUGGGCGUGCUGGCCGUGGAGCACGACUUGGAGGCGCGGACCCUGCAGCUCUACGUCAACUGGACGGCGCCCACAGAAGGACACUUACCGGACACGUACUUCUUGAGAGUGAAGUCUAUCAACAAAUCCAGCGACUAUUGUGGUACUAUGGACUACGAUGAAUACCUGAACAGCACGGAGACGUGGUCCCUGGUGCCGCCCGUGGUGUCUGAGGUGGAACACGACCCGCACGUGCUGCACGAGUGUGCGUACAACGUGCGUGUGGAGUCCGGCCCGUACGGCGGGCCUAGUGCUGCGGAGCUCAACUACACCGUGCCUGAGCUGGUGGGCAGCCUGUGGUCGUGCCGAAGGAGAUUGGAGCUGCCGCUGCCCCGCCGCGUCCACGUGGCCGUCAUAGACCACACAGCCGUAGACGUCGCCUGGGAGAUAGACGCUGCCGACGCCCAGACGGUGCAGGGAUUCUCUCUCAAGCUGGGUACGGAGAUAGUGAGCCCUCUACCCAACUGGUUCGAGUUCGGGCCAGAGGUGCUGCUGGACGUUGGCAACUGGAGUGGUGCUGGUGGCGGCGCCCUGCGGCUGGAGCACCGCCUGGAGGGGGACCUCCACAAGCCCGUGCAGUACCUGGUGCAGGUCAGUGUGGUGGACCGCCGCGGCUGCCGGGGACCACCUGCCGAGGCAAAAUUCUACACCACAGGUUAUGGAAGUACUCCACCAUCAGAGACCCUUAUGCUGGUGGUGGUGGUGGUGACCGUGGUGUUGCUGGCAGCGGCCGCAGCUGUGGUGGCGGCGCUGCUGUGCCGCCGGCGAGAGUGCUGGCAGAGGGCGUGCGGCAGCAGGCAGCAGCCGCAGAGCGCGCAGCCCUGGCUGGACGGCUACAGCACCGUCGCCGUCCAGAGCAGCAAUGGCCAUUCUACGCUCUCCGAUGUUGCCUCACAUCCGGAGACAGAGAUGGAGGUUUCUUAUGCCAGUGACAUCGAGCUCCUUGGCAUCAAGGCGAGAUGCGACGAUGUGUGACGCGGAAGAACGAAGGUCUAUGGAGGGAAACACAGCCGCCUCAUCACGAAACUUCCUACUGCCUGAAGCCACAGGCGCUCAACACCGCAGGAGAGGUGGCUGUACGUGAAGUUUUCGCUUUGCCUGCAUACUGCUG
Molecule: messenger RNA, 2495 nt
Organism: Schistocerca nitens (vagrant locust)
Lineage: Eukaryota; Metazoa; Arthropoda; Insecta; Orthoptera; Acrididae
Exons: 12
Coding region: 1202-2359 (385 amino acids)
Source: RefSeq, a predicted model, not a curated record